CCAUUGGAUGUUUUAAAUCUGUCGCAGGCCCAGGCCAGCGCCUGGGGGGGAGGGGCGGGGUGUCCUGCUGGUGUGCGAGAGGCCCAGGGCCGCUCCAGAGCUUUCUCCCCUCUUUCCUGGAGGGCGACUGUUCGGGAGGGUGAGAAUGGUAUAAACUUCAAAAACAAUGAAACCUCCUUUUGCCCCCUCCGCAGCAGUCGCCUCCGGGCUUUAUUGCAAGUUUACGGUAACGAGUUCAUUUAUUUAAUUCGCGGUUGUAGUUCCGAGGUUUCUAUUAGACAGGGCGGGGUUCUGGGGGCUGGGGGUCACAGAGUCUCCCCUGAAGGAAAACUAGAGUACAGCACUUAGAACCUUGAAUACAACUUUAAUGAAGGGGAGGAGGGGAGCUGCAGGGAAGAGAAGUUUGCUUCGGGUUGGGGGAGGAAAGCCGGAGCUGCUCCCGAGAACUGGGGGGCCUGGACUGGGCUUUUUCCUGCUUCGGGGGCUUUCCAGCUUCCGGCCCUGGAACUACUACUUGGAGUAGGGAUCGCGUGCAGAAGGCGGAGCGGAUGCUCGGCCGGCGGCGGCCUUGCAGGGUCCCCGGAAGCGCUCCUCAGCCGGAGUAAAACCCGAAAGAUGGAGCCUCAGGUUCGCUCUCUGCGUUUCGGAUGCUGGAACCGAGAUUUCAAAAGAGCUUCCGGAGGUUCUAUACAAACAAAUCGAAAAAAAAAAGGUCGGGGGGCGUCUACCGCGAAUUGUUAUGGUGUGGAAGAUAAAUAUAUUACAAACGAAGACAAGGACGGAGGGCGGAUGGCGCCGCGGCCUGGCUCCCGGAGCCGGACCUCCUUCUUCCAUUAGAGAUCGCUUGUUCCGAACCUCCUUGCCUUCUUCCUGGGUCUCUUGGGGGCUGGACCAAUGCAUCUCCCGAUGCCCUGGCCGAAUGGCAGGCGACAUCGGGUCCUGAGGCCCCCACACGCAGCCCAGUACCCCGAGGCUCCAGGCUGCGGAAAGCAGGUAGCUCCGCGGGGGUUGAAAGCCUGCCCGCAGGUUCUCCCGGAGUGGCGAGCCUCUCCCGGGAGGGGGCGCCCUUGUCUUUUUAAUGAUCCUAACACGCUGGUGGAAUAAAUCUAAGAUUCCA
Sapajus apella (tufted capuchin) is the source of this 1117-nucleotide messenger RNA. RefSeq names its product PRAC2 small nuclear protein (gene PRAC2). The transcript has 2 exons. Lineage: Eukaryota; Metazoa; Chordata; Mammalia; Primates; Cebidae. The record is from RefSeq and is a predicted model, not a curated record.